Dentiscutata heterogama is the source of this 2187-nucleotide messenger RNA. The record is from the annotation of a GenBank genome assembly. Lineage: Eukaryota; Fungi; Glomeromycota; Glomeromycetes; Diversisporales; Gigasporaceae.
AUGAACACAACGCAAAUACCACCACGAAACAUUGUUCCACCUCCUCGUCCGUCCCACAACGGCUUACCAAACUCGUCGCCUGCAGAAAGAAGCCCACCAACCACUUCACAGUCCUCCUCCCCCAAAACGUCUGAAAAAUACAACACAGAUAACCAAACCGUUGUUGGCCACUCACUCGUACCUCAACGUUCAGCUCCGCCGCCACCAAAUUCUGUGCAAAAAUCUGUACAAAUGAGUAGCAGCGCUUCUGGUUUGAGUCACAAUGGUAAUUUAAAGUCAAACUCGUCGUUAAAUUCACGUCGUGGGCCUCCUACCUCGAAAAAAUCUGCGAGUUUAGGGCCACCUCCAAAACCUAACCGAACAACAGCCAGUACGCCAACGAGUCAAUCGCCUCUAGCUCGAAGUCCGUCCGCUGGUAGUGCUCCGACAAAAUCUCCAGGGAUAUCGACCGAUUCUGCUAACGUUUCCCCUACUUCAACCAAGUAUUCGCAAAGUGGAAGCUAUGGCUCCGUUAAAGGCCCACCUAUCAAAGUACACGGCGAAGAUAUUCAACCUAUAACCAAUGAGAAAGACGGGAAUAACAGAUCACUCAAAGGAGUACUGAAUACUUUCGUUAGUUCGAUGUCCGAUUUGUUAUCAACUCAAAAAAGAGUAGAAAUUUCAUCGCCUUAUGAUCCAGUUCAUUUAACUCACGUUGGAUUCAAUCAAGAAACUGGAGAAUUUACGGGCUUGCCAAAAGAAUGGCAACAGUUGUUACAAGAAUCCGGUAUCUCAAAAGAAGAUCAACAGGCCCAUCCUCAAGCUGUGUUGGAAAUUGUAAAAUUUUAUCAAGAUAAUACAGCUGGAGGAAAAAAUUCGAUUUGGGAGAAAUUUAAUAAUGUCCAACUCCCAAAUCAAUCUCCACCAUCUAGCUUACCAACUUCACCACAUAAUAUGGUGGGAAAACCAUUUGAGAAUCCUGUGAGUGUAGAAAACUUCAGAUCUGCACCAAUCCCUCCUUCGGAAAAGAAAAAACCAAGUCCACCAGUUGUUCCUACAAGAUCAACUAAUGCACAAAGUGCUACGGAUAAAAGUAACAAUCAGCAAAAACCACCAAGCAAAGCUCCUUCACCUAAGCCUCCACGUAACCAAGAACCUCCAAAGCUCCCUCCAAUACAGCCAUUGCCUCCGCUUGAAAGUCGAACUAUGCCAAUAACGCCUCCAAAACCGGCUCCAAAACCGCCUCGUCCCAAGGAGCCCAAUAACCAAUUACCAUCACCACCACAAACGGCUCCACCUACUUCUAAACCUUCACAGCAACCAACAGGUGGUCCUUCUGGCGCCAUUGUAAAACCACCUCCACCUAACACUCAACGUCGACAACAACGUAAACCGGCAAAAGAUUCUACAGAUAUCAUUGAGAGGUUAAAGGCUAUUUGUACUGACGCUGACCCAACUAAAUUAUAUCGAAACUUGGUUAAAAUCGGUCAAGGUGCUUCUGGUGGUGUUUUUACUGCUUACCAAGUGGGAACAAACAUGUCAGUUGCUAUUAAACAAAUGAACCUCGAACAACAACCCAAGAAGGACCUCAUCAUAAAUGAAAUAUUGGUCAUGAAAGAAUCAAGGCAUCGUAAUAUCGUAAAUUACAUUGAUAGUUUCCUUUGGAAAGGUGAUCUAUGGGUAGUUAUGGAAUUCAUGGAAGGUGGUAGCUUGACGGAUGUUGUGACCAAUAAUAUAAUGACAGAAGGUCAAAUUGCGGCUGUAUGUAGAGAGCAGACUUUGGAAGGUCUAGCACAUUUACAUUCUAAAGGUGUAAUUCAUAGAGAUAUUAAGAGCGAUAAUGUUUUAUUAGCACUAAACGGCGAUAUUAAACUUAUAGUGACGCGUAAAGAGUAUGGCCCAAAGGUUGAUAUAUGGUCAUUAGGAAUUAUGGCCAUUGAAAUGGUUGAGGGUGAACCGCCAUAUCUGAAUGAAAAUCCUUUGAGGGCCCUAUAUCUUAUUGCAACAAAUGGCACACCUCAAUUACAAAAUCCUGAAAGUUUGUCGCAAGUUUUUCGAGAAUUUUUGAAUUUAUCAUUGGAGGUUGAUUCGGAGAGGAGACCAACUGCAGUUGAGCUCCUUAAGCACAAAUUUUUACAAAAAGCAGAACCUCUUAAAUCACUCGCCCCGCUGAUUAAGUCUGCAAGGGAGAAUGCAAAGAAGGGCUAA